Leptosia nina is the source of this 3315-nucleotide messenger RNA. Lineage: Eukaryota; Metazoa; Arthropoda; Insecta; Lepidoptera; Pieridae. The record is from the annotation of a GenBank genome assembly.
AUGCCAUACUUGAGAUCAAUUGCUAAUACCAAUGGGAGAUGGGGUAUUUCAAAUACAAGAGUACCUACUGAGAGUCGCCCAGGCCAUGUAGCUAUAAUUGCUGGCUUCUAUGAGGAUCCUUCAGCAGUUGCUAAAGGCUGGAAAGAAAAUCCCGUUGACUUUGACUCUCUGUUUAAUCAAAGCUCUUAUACCUGGUGCUGGGGCACUUAUGACAUUCUAGAUAUAUUUACAAAGGAUCACAAUGUAGUGGAUCAUAUAUUUGUUGAGAAGUUUGAUCCCUAUGACCAGACCUAUAGUUCUGAUAAAAAUACUACACUCCUAGAUGAGUGGGUAUUUGUUGCCGCUAAAGAGUUUUUUGAAAAAGCACACCAAGAUAAGGAUUUGAAGCAAAAAUUACAUAGUAAAAAAGUAAUAUUUUUCCUUCAUUUACUUGGCACUGACACCGCUGGCCAUACACACAAACCUAAAACAGAAAACUUUUUAACAACUUUGAGACAUGUAGAUAACGGCAUCAAAGAUAUUGAAAGAAUUAUAAGAGAUUUUUAUGAUGACGAUGGAAAGACAACAUUUUUAAUGACAGCUGAUCAUGGCAUGACAGAUUGGGGUUCCCAUGGCACUGGAUAUGACCAUGAAACUAAAACCCCUUAUGUACUUUGGGGGUCCGGGGUACAGCAAGUCCACAAUGAUGAAAAGCAUUUAGAUCCGGAAACAAAAUCCAUGUUUCAAGAACAUAGAUUGGACUUGAAUCAAGCUGAUUUAACACCAUUGAUGGCAACAUUUCUCUCUAUACCUGUUCCGGUCAAUUCUAUAGGACAUUUACAAGUUAAUCUACUCAAUGCCACCCAAGAUAUAAAGGCUAAAGCAAUGUACAGCAACAGUAGGCAACUGCUGUCUCAGUACAAUAAAAAGAGACACGAUGUGGAGGCGAAUGCUGUAACGUUUUUAUAUUAUCCGUACAAACCUUUGGACGGGGAAAAAGUAGACGAGUUGAUACAUUUCACAGAGAUGCUUCUACAAAACAAAGAUUACGAACAAUUAAUACUAUUUAGCGAAGAAAUUAUAAAGCUAAGCUUAUCAGGCCUUGUAUAUUACCAUAACUAUUAUCAAUAUCCUCUGUUAGUGACGAUAACUGUUUCAUUUUUGGGUUGGAUUACUUACUUGUUAAGGAUAUUAAUGGAACAAUCAGUUUUCUCUCAAGUAGAUGUGUCUAAUAAGAAACACCAAAAAUCUAGUAACAUGUAUAGCAAUUUCGACAAGGCGAUUCUAGGCAUAGCUUUAGUUUUAGGAAUCCUAUCAAGUAUUUUAAUUUAUGCUCAAAACUUACCAGUCCAGUAUUAUAUUUACUUUAUAUUACCAAUAUUUCUAUGGUUUUAUUCUUUGUCACCUAUAUCACUGUGGGUUCAGGUAUUCACUGUGAUCAAGCGACGAAGAAGAAUUAGCAAUUUGAUUAUACAAAUGUUUUGUUAUAUAACCGGAUCGAUAGCAAUUGGUUUUUCCUUUUCCUACAGGUGGGUUCUCAGCGUACCACUCCUUGGCAUGAGCAUAUGGCCAGCAUUUUCGCGACCUAAACAAGGAAAGCACACUUUGCUGUAUGUGGCGUGGCCAAUCGGAUGUCUAAUAUUGAGCAUUUUUUCUUUGAUGCCAGUAAUCGGGAAGGAUGUAUUCAUCGAAUUAGUAUUUGCCGGGGGCUUCAUGUGGUUACUAGUCAUGCUGUAUUAUGUAUAUUUCAUCCUCUGUUCCAAUUCUAAUGACGAUGGCAAAAGAGAUAUAAUCCUAAGCGUUAUACACAUGAUUUUGCUGACCGUGACAUUGCAAAUAAUAUUUGUCCAGUCUAAGAGAUUUGAAAGUCGCACUGGAGUAUCGCACAAUUUACAAAGUCUAUGUUGGGUGAUAACUUUUCUACUUCCAAUCCUCCCUCUGCUGUACACAAGGAGAAUGAACAAUCGCAUUCUGGGCAUCAAUUCAUCAACGAUCAUAUUUUAUUUAAUGAUGUCCGUUGCUCAUGAAGGACUCUUUAUUGUGGCACUAAUAUUUAGUAUAACUUGCUGGAUGUAUUUAGAAUUUAAAUUGCUCGACGUAGGUAAUAAUGAGAUUAAAGACUGCUUCUUCAAUGCUGAUGAAACAAAACAUAUAACGCCAUUUGAAAGAAGUAUUAAUAGCGAUGACUUCCGGAGGGCAUUCUUCUUUCUAUUGUAUAUCGUUUUAUCCUAUUUCGGAACUGGAAAUAUAGACUCUCUCAAUUCCUACGAAGUGCGAUGGGUGCUAUGUUUCACCACUUCGUUCAAACCAUUUCUUAUUAUGACCCUCAUAAUUUUGAAAACUUUAUCAACACAACUCAGUGUUGCUUGCUGCUUUAGAGCUAUACAAAGUUUGACCAAGGCACCCACCGGAUAUACCCACAUAAUCGUUCUUAUAUAUUCCAAUAUUAUGGGUUUGUUGUUAUUAUACUGUGUAACCAAUACUGGCAGUUGGCUGGAAAUAGGAACGUCUAUAUCGCAAUAUUUGGGAAAACUCUUCAUAAAUAAAGGCUUGAUGAUAAGACAGGCAAAAACACAGAUCAAUUCCAACCAUCAAAACAUUCGUCUACAACAUAUAUUAAAGCCCAAUCUCUGGGCUUUCUCAAUAUCGAUGUCUAAAAGUAGAGAGUUUUCCUCUAACUAUCGCCAAAAUGAAAGCUAUACCGGAGAAAAGCUUAUAUAUCCUGCAGCAAGUCGAAAUCAAGAUCCUAUUCUACAGGUUUUGAAAAGAUUUGUUCUGUGUGACAGUGAUCAAAUAGAUGAUGAAAGCCCAUCUUUUCUGGAAAUAGCCUCAGGGUCUGGACAGCAUUUGGCUCAUUUUGCACCAAAUUUUCCAGGUGUAAAGUUUCAACCCAGUGAAGUUGAUUCCGACUUAUUUGGAAGUAUUACUUAUUAUGCAAAUAAUUGUUGCACUAAGAAUAUUUUGUUACCAAUUUUACUAGAUGUAAGAAACAAUCUGUCAAGCUAUGGAUUUGAAGAAAGUUCUAUUGAUUACAUGUAUAGUUCAAAUUUAAUCCACAUAAGCCCUUAUGAAUGUACCAAAGGGCUGUUUCAAAAUGCUGGAACAUACUUAAAGUCCGAAGCUCUUAUGAUAACAUAUGGACCUUACAGUAAAGAUGGUGUAAUAACACCUCAAAGUAAUGUUGAUUUUGAUGCGUCUCUUAAAGCAAGAAAUCCUUUAUGGGGUCUUAGAGAUAUAACUGAUCUGAUAAAGCUAGGAGAGGAAAAUAAUUUAUCUCUUAUUGACACAGUUGAGAUGCCUGCUAAUAACUUUAUUUUGAUAUGGAAGCGAGAUUAA